Haemorhous mexicanus (house finch) is the source of this 656-nucleotide messenger RNA. It is a transcript of the gene MED28, whose product is annotated as mediator complex subunit 28. The transcript is spliced from 4 exons. The record is from RefSeq and is a predicted model, not a curated record. Lineage: Eukaryota; Metazoa; Chordata; Aves; Passeriformes; Fringillidae. Gene Ontology annotation, cellular component: mediator complex. The coding region runs from base 16 to 546 and encodes 176 amino acids.
GCCGCCGCUCCCGCCAUGGCGGGCGCGCUGGGCGGAAUGUUCGGCUCCCAGGCCCCGGGGCCGCCGCCGCCGGGCCCGCCCGGCCCGCCCGGCCUCAUCCCGCCACCCGCGGGGGGGCCGCGCAACCCCAACAACACGCUGGUGGACGAGCUGGAAGCGUCCUUCGAGGCCUGCUUCGCCUCGCUGGUGAGCCAGGACUACGUGAACGGCACGGACCAGGAGGAGAUCCGCACCGGUGUUGAUCAGUGCAUCCAAAAGUUUCUGGAUGUUGCAAGACAAACUGAAUGCUUUUUUCUACAAAAAAGACUGCAGCUAUCAGUCCAGAAACCAGAACAAGUAAUUAAAGAGGAUGUUUCAGAAUUAAGAAAUGAAUUGCAGAGAAAAGAAGCAUUAAUUCAGAAGCAUUUGAGUAAACUGCGACACUGGCAACAGGUCCUGGAAGACAUCAGUGUGCAGCACAAAAAGCCUGCAGAAAUGCCUCAAGGUCCAUUAGCUUACCUAGAACAAGCAUCUGCAAAUAUUCCUGCUCCAAUGAAGCAAACAUAACCUUCAGUUUUACACAGCUCAAUAUUUUAAAAGCAAUGGUGUUCUUUGUAUGCUUUUUGUAUAAUGUAAUUUAUACUGCAAAUAUAGUUGAAACAAUUAAGCCAAAUAAA